ACUUGGACUCUGAAGUUAUGAGGUAUGAUGGUAUCCUCAGAUCAGUUCACACAGACGGCUGGACUGACAAGGAACAAUAAGCAGCUUCUCCUCUUGAAAUGUUUCCUCAACACAUGGAGGUGGAAAGUGUCUGAAGUUGAUCUGAAGUGAGUUCAGCAGGUGUGUCUCUGCUAUGAAUCAGAGUGAGGACAGAGAGGAGGGAGUCGAUCCCUCUGAAACCACUCUGUGUGGGGAACAUGAGAACCAGACCAAAGCUCAGAGAACAAAGCAGCAGAACAGACCUCAAUCUGAAGCUGAACCUGAGUCCAGUUCUGUGUCCAUGAGCAGUGACUUGUCUACGGACAAACCUAAAGACUUCAAAGAUGGGCACCACUCUGGUGAACAAAGGAUUCAGCAGCAGAUACCAGCCUCUCCUGAACCCAGCUGUGUGUCCAUGAAGAGUGAUAAGUCUAUGUUUGAACACAUUGACUUCAAAGAUGGACAUCAGUCUGUUGAUGAAGGUGAGAAUCAGAACUCAGAGGAUCUCAGAGGUCAGUCUGUCCCUCAGCAUCGAACAGAUCUGGACUCCAUAUUAAUGCUGCUGGGAAACAUCAUCAGUUACGUGAAGAAUGAGAUGAAGAAAGUCCAGAAGGUUCUGAGUCCAGAUUACCCAGAAUGCUUAGAGAGUCCAAGGGAGGAGGAGGAGGAGUUGGAGGGUGAAGAUGAAGAGCAGAGGAGGAGCAGCAGAGAGUCAUUUCUGAAGAUCACACUGCACUUCCUGAGGAGGAUGAAGCAGGAGGAGCUGGCUGACCGUCUGCAGAAGACUGUUGUUGUGAAGUGCCAAAAACAACUCAAGUCUAACCUGAAGAAGAAGUUCCAGUGUGUGUUUGAGGGGAUCCCUAAAGCAGGAAACCCAACUCUUCUGAAUCAGAUCUACACAGAGCUCUACAUCACAGAGGGAGGAACUGCAGAGGUCAAUGAUGAACAUGAGGUCAGAUGGAUUGAAUCAAUAUCCAGGAAACCAGACAGAGCAGAAACAACCAUCAGACAAGAAGACAUCUUUAAAGGCUCACAUGGAAGAGAUGAACCAAUCAGAACAGUGAUGACAAAGGGAGUGGCUGGCAUUGGGAAAACUGUCUUAACACAGAAGUUCACUCUGGACUGGGCUGAAGACAAAACCAACCAGGACAUCUACUUCACAUUUCCAUUCACUUUCAGAGAGCUGAAUGUGCUGAAAGAGAAAAAGUUCAGUUUGGUGGAACUUGUUCAUCACUUCUUUAGUGAAACCAAAGAAGCAGGAAUCUGCAGCUUCCAACACGUCCAGGUUGUGUUCGUCUUUGACGGUCUGGAUGAGUGCCGACUUCCUCUGGACUUCCACAACAACGAGAUCCUGACUGAUGUUACAGAGUCCACCUCAGUAGAUGUGCUGCUGACAAACCUGAUCAGGGGGAAACUGCUUCCCUCUGCUCAUCUCUGGAUAACCACACGACCUGCAGCAGCCAAUCAGAUCCCUCCUGAGUGUGUUGACAUGGUGACAGAGAUCAGAGGGUUCACUGACCCACAGAAGGAGGAGUACUUCAGGAAGAGAUUCAGAGAUGAGGAGCAGGCCAUCAGCAUGAUCUCCCACAUGAAGACAUCACGAAGCCUCCACAUCAUGUGCCACAUCCCAGUCUUCUGCUGGAUCACUGCUACAGUUCUGGAGGAGCUGUCGAACACCAAAGAGGGAGGAGAACUUCAGACCCUGACUGAGAUGUUCAUCCACUUCCUGGUGGUUCAGACCAAAGUGAAGAAGGUCAGGUAUGAUGGAGGAUCUGAGACAGAUUCACCCUGGAGUCCAGAGAACAGGAAGAUGAUUGAGUCUCUGGGAAAACUGGCUUUUGAGCAGCUGCAGAAAGGAAACCUGAUCUUCUAUGAAUCAGACCUGGCAGAGUGUGGCAUCGAUAUCAAAGAGGCCUCAGUGUAUUCAGGAGUGUUCACACAGAUCUUUAAAGAGGAGAGAGGACUGGACCAGGACAAGGUGUUCUGCUUCGUCCAUCUGAGUGUUCAGGAGUUUCUGGCUGCUCUUCAUGUCCAUCAGACCUUCAUCAACUCCGGUAUAAACUUACUGGUAGAGCAACAACAAGCAACCUACAAGACACCAAAACCAAUCAAAGACAAAACAAAACUAAAACAUCUACACCAGACAGCUGUGGACGUGGCCUUGCAGAGUCCAAAUGGACACCUGGACUUGUUCCUGCGUUUCCUCCUGGGUCUUUCACUGCAGACCAAUCAGAAUCUCCUACAAGGCCUGCUGACACACACAGAAAGUAGCUCAAAAACCAAUCAGGAAACAGUCCAGUACAUCAAGAAGAAGCUCAGUGAGAAUCUGUCUGCAGAGAGAAGCAUCAAUCUGUUCCACUGUCUGAAUGAACUGAAUGAUCGUUCUCUAGUGGAGGAGAUUCAAAUGUCCAUGAGAUCAGGAUGUCUGUCCACAGAUGAACUGUCUCCUGCUCAGUGGUCAGCUCUGGUCUUCAUCUUACUGUCAUCAGAAGAACAUCUGGAUGUGUUUGACCUGAAGAAGUUCUCUGCUUCAGAGGAGGCUCUUCUGAGGCUGCUGUCAGUGGUCAAAGCCUCCAACAAAGCUUUGCUGAGCAGCUGUAACCUCUCAGAGAGAAGCUGUGAAACUCUGUCCUCAGUCCUCAGCUCUCAGUCCUCUCGUCUGAGAGAUCUGGACCUGAGUAACAACGACCUGCAGGAUUCAGGAGUGAAGCUGCUUUCUGCUGGACUGAAGAGUCCACACUGUGAACUGGAAACUCUCAGUCUGUCAGGUUGUCUGGUCACAGAAGAAGGUUGUUCUUCUCUGGUCUCAGCUCUGAGCUUCAAUCCCUCCCAUCUGAAAGAGCUGGACCUGAGCUACAAUCAUCCAGGAGACUCAGUGAAUCUGCUUUCUGCUGCAGUGGAGGAUCCACACUGGAGGCUGGACACUGUGAGGGUGGAUCAUUGUGGAGAGCAGAGAUUAAAACCUGGUCUGAGGAAGUAUUUCUGUGAACUUGAACUGGACACAAACUCAGUGAACAGAUUCCUGAAACUGUCUGACAACAACAGGAAGGUGACGGUGGUGGAGGAGGAGCGGCCAUAUCCUGAUCAUCCAGACAGAUUUGACUGUAGUCAGCUGCUGUGUAGAACUGGUCUGACUGGUCGCUGUUACUGGGAGGUGGAGUGGAGUGGAGAGGUGCAUGUAUCAGUGAGUUACAGUGGAAUCAAAAGGAAAGGAGACCGUGGUAGAUGUGUGUUUGGACGGAAUGAUCAGUCCUGGAGUCUGAGCUGCUCUGAUGAUGUUGGUUACUCUGUCUGGCACAACAACAGAAGAAGAUUAAUCUCCUCCUCCUUCUCUAACAGAGUGGCAGUGUACGUGGACUGUCCUGCUGGAAUUCUGUCCUUCUAUAAAGUCUCCUCUGAUUCUCUGAUCCACCUCCACACCUACAACACCACAUUCACUGAACCUCUGUUUGCUGGAUUCAGAUUACAGUCAUCCUAUUCCUCACUGUCUCUGUGUUCUCUGUAGGAGGGAGAGCUUCAACGCUGUGCUUUAUGUGUUGAGGACGUUUGCAUCUGAAUCACUGAUUGUGAUUUAAUGCAGGGACAUGUUGUUUAUAGGAUUAGACAGUAAUGCACUACACAAAACCAGGAACACACAAUCAGAUUACGGUGAAUGAAUUGUUGUAAUCAUUCCAGAUUAAAUUCUGGCAAGCAUGAUUUUAGAUUAGUCAUAAAGUCAAUGAAUAUUGAAUACUUCAGUCCUAUUUUGUCACUGAAACAAUGUGAUGAAUGGCAGUGUGACAAAAAAUGUGAAAGAAGUUUCUUUAUUAUUUAUUUUAGUAUGUUUCGUUUGACACUGCUGAUCCACAUGUUCCACUGUAACUGCAUAUUUCCACUUUCUCCUUGUACUUGGGUUUUUUUUGUACAUACUUGUAAGUGUUGUGUUGUGAGUGUUUCAGUUGGCUUUAAUAAGGAGCUUGAAAGUCAUGAUUCAGUUUGUUCCUCUGAAAUCAGCACCUUACAUUACCUGUACUUUGACACCAAUCAUGUAUUUUUUUCAUUGUAAUGUGAAAUCUUUAUGUGAUACCUGCUGCCACAUUUGAAAGUGAUAAAAUGUGGGCAAUAAUAUUUACGAUGUGUCCUUCAGCACAGUGAGUGAAUAUUGUGCAAAGCAUUAAAAUGAAAGAGCAUGUGACUCCUUGAAUGCCCUUGUUUCAAUGUUUAUGUAAAGAAAUGUGG
Molecule: messenger RNA, 4236 nt
Organism: Acanthochromis polyacanthus (spiny chromis)
Lineage: Eukaryota; Metazoa; Chordata; Actinopteri; Pomacentridae
Product: NACHT, LRR and PYD domains-containing protein 4-like
Molecular function (GO): protein binding
Source: RefSeq, a predicted model, not a curated record